CUCCAGGUCAACCAGUUGCGUCAUCCCACGGGGAUCAGCGUGCGAAAAAAAAACCGCGCCAUGUGUGCCGACGACGGCGCAAGGCCCGAGAAUGGAGGCGCGGCGGUGCGUGGCAGCAGCCCAGGGCCCGUGCUGCGGGCACCCAGCCCUGAGCCCUCGCUUGGCACCUUGAACAGCCCCUACUUCGCAGCGGCCCUGGUGCUGAUCAAGGGCGCUGCUGCGCAGGCAUUGGAUGUCCCAUUGGCCGCGACCACUGAGGCGGUGAAACCAUACGACGACCUUUGUGGCCGCAUCACCUUGAAUUCGGUGCCAUCCUUUCCAUCCAAACCUCAGAGAACCAGGUUCGAGCGGCUGGUGGCCGACAAGGUGGCAGAAGAUGCGGCCUAUCGAGUCUUCAGCAUGCCCAAGGUCGGGGCUUGGGAGCUUUAUACUGAUUUCUGCGACGAUGCAACGAUGUCUAUGGAGGAGUUGGAGGAUGUGCAGAUCUUGAGUUUGUGUGACUGGUCCUUGUCCUCCAUGACUCUUGGAGUUCCUGUGGUGAAGUCUACAGCCCAGCUGGGACGUGUAGAACUGACUGGCUUCAAGCACCGGAAUGAGAAGGGACACUUUGAGGUGUCCUUCAAGGUUCAUCCCGCAGGCGCUGAUCCGGUGAUGGCCGAGGCGCCCGAAGCCUCACGGCCAAGCUUGGCUGAGCUGAUGCCCAGCGUGGAACGGCCAGCUUGGUGAGCCCCCUAAAGGGCCAUGAGUUUCCUGGGGAAAACUAUGGUGUAUGAUAUCAGACAUGGAUAGGGCUAUAUUCGUUGAGAGCGCCAAGAACAUUGCUGACCUUGGGAAAGACCAUUUGGUGCGGUGUGCCACUGCGAACAGCAGAACGUGCAGCGGUAAAAACGAACAGCAGAAGUUGCGUUGAAGGGAGACUUUGAAGGGCAUCUUCUAAUAUUUUGUGUGUCUUUGAUGAUGCAGUUUUGAGUGCUUUCCUG
Molecule: messenger RNA, 980 nt
Organism: Cladocopium goreaui
Lineage: Eukaryota; Dinophyceae; Suessiales; Symbiodiniaceae
Source: the annotation of a GenBank genome assembly